CCCUCGGCUGCUCCAGCCCGCUAACCUUCACCGACCUUCCCAUACCGAGAAACGCCGCCCAGACUCUGUAUAUAAGGCGUCUCGCUCUCUUUCCGGACACACUGCUUUCUCUGCCAACAUGAAGUUCGUAGUCCUCGCCUGCCUGGUCGCUGUCGCCGCUGCAGCUCCCCAGUUGCGACCUGUUGAGAUCCUCCUAGACGAACGUACACAAGGCACCGAUGGCUCCUUCAGCUACACUUACGAGGCCGAGAACGGCAUCGCCAUGGACGUCUCCGGCAGGCCGGGGUCUGAGGGCCAGAGCAACAUGCAGGGCUCUUACAGGUUCACCCUCCCUGACGGUACCCUCGCUGAGGUUCGCUUCUUCGCCGACGAGAACGGUUACCGCGCCGAGUCUCCGCUCAUCCCACCGGUGCCUGCCCACGCUCAGGAGCAGAUCCGCAUCGCCCAGGAGCAGCGCGAGCAGGGCAUCACCUUCCCGUAACAUGACACAACUCUGAGGCGCGGGCGGCUCUCUAUCACAUAAAAAGGCGCAGAAAAUCCUCAUUAUGAACCUUCGUGGUGAGGCCUGUACACAAACCCUUCAUCGACAACAUGAAAAAUAAAAACUUUAAGCAACAGUAAGAA
Molecule: messenger RNA, 624 nt
Organism: Eriocheir sinensis (Chinese mitten crab)
Lineage: Eukaryota; Metazoa; Arthropoda; Malacostraca; Decapoda; Varunidae
Product: cuticle protein AM1159-like
Exons: 3
Coding region: 119-481 (120 amino acids)
Cellular component (GO): chitin-based extracellular matrix
Molecular function (GO): structural constituent of chitin-based larval cuticle
Source: RefSeq, a predicted model, not a curated record